Messenger RNA from Scophthalmus maximus (turbot), 1048 nucleotides. RefSeq names its product ATP-dependent Clp protease proteolytic subunit, mitochondrial-like. The transcript is spliced from 5 exons. The record is from RefSeq and is a predicted model, not a curated record. Bases 149 to 538 code for a protein of 129 amino acids. Gene Ontology annotation, biological process: protein quality control for misfolded or incompletely synthesized proteins. Lineage: Eukaryota; Metazoa; Chordata; Actinopteri; Pleuronectiformes; Scophthalmidae. Gene Ontology annotation, molecular function: ATP-dependent peptidase activity; ATPase binding; serine-type endopeptidase activity. Gene Ontology annotation, cellular component: endopeptidase Clp complex.
UUUUCAGGGGAGAGGAGAAUGGGCCCACAGCCUCCCAUGGGAGAGAGUAAUUUGGGUUACGGGUCCUAUCGAUGAUAAAGUAGCAGCAGAUGUCAUUCGGAACCUGCUAUUUCUCCACAAGGAUGACGAUAAAAAUUAAAAGAUCCACAUGUACAUCAACAGUCCUGGUGGUGUCGUGACAGCAGGCCUGGCCAUCUACGACACCAUGCAGAUAAUUCCAAACCCCAUCUCCACCUGGUGUGUCGGCCAGGCAGCCAGUAUUGGCAGCCUGCUCCUGGCAGCGGGAACCAAAGGGAUGAGGCAUUCACUGCCCAACGCCCGUAUCAUGGUUCACCAGCCAACAGGAAGCUCCAGUGGUCAGGCUACAGAUAUCGCCAUCCACGCUAAGGAGAUAAUAAAGCUGAAGAGACAGAUCAAUCAGAUCUUUGCCAACCACACAGGGCAGCCACUGGAAACUAUUGGCACAGUAACCUGCUCGAGUUUGAGCUGGUUGUCAAGCAAACUCCUGAAGCACAUUCCCCAAAACAGUUUGGUCUAACUGUUGAUCAAAUGACUGUCAUCUGAAAGGAGUCAUUCAUAGAGACAAACCCACAGAGAAUCAUCACCCAGCGCUGCACUAUCUAAAGGUUUAACAACUGCUGCAGGUGAUGAACAUGGAAGUGCAACUUCAACUUACUGAGCUGGAUCUUUUUCCUAGAGCAAAAGUAGGCUGAUAAUAAAUAGUGGUGUUUAAAACUCGCCCCCUACUGGCCAAUAAAAUAAUAAAAUCAAUUAAUGCAAUUAAAAUUGUGUGACAUGUAAUCCCAUAUCCCCCUGGUAUUAGGUUAAAGGUCAUGUAUAUCACCUGUAAAUGGCUACAGGAGAGAUGUUCCCAGUGAUAUGAUGUAAUAUUAACAUCAGUAGAUACAAUGGUGUGACGUGCAAAUUUUUUUUUUUAAAUGGGAGGUCGUCUGUGUUCAAGAACAGCAGCUCAUUUCUAUCAUUAGAGAGGAGCAUAUAAUGCAGUGAUCAGUUGGAAUAGGCCUUUUGUUAAUGAAUGCUCCAUUUC